AUGUCCAUAGGAACGCAAUCUCAAACAGAAUCGGCGUAUCUCUCCUCGUCCGUCUCAUCUCUUCAACGGCCGAAGAAGUCAACAUCGGAGAUUUCCAAAACCUAUAAGCAUGCUUCACAGCUCUACCUGACUAGACGUCUAGUCGAGUGCUAUGAAGCCAUACAAUCGGCGAUAAAACCUCUACAGAAGGACGGCAAGGACAAUCAGAAAGGUCAUGUUAGUGCGAGUGAAGACGAUUCCGCUCCAAGAUCUCCAAUCGCGUUGGCAAAUACCAGCCAACGGAUCAAGAUAUGGAGCUUGUAUGCUACUCUACUGAAUGCCAUAGUCGAGCUUGACGACGAGGAAGGAAAGCGGGACUUUGGCAAUAAGCUAUACCGCGAGAUUGUCCGUAAUGUUCAGAGUGGUGAGGUAUGGGAACAGGUAGUCAAGGAUGGAUAUAUGGGAAGAGAGGCCAGUGUCGAUGCCGAAGUCGUCUAUAACCUAUCAAAUCUCCUCCUUGCGCAAGCACCCAAUCAGUCUGUCAACCAAGCGCGGCUCGAGACAUACCUCUCGUCUUCUCCUCAAGGUAGUAUCGACUUCUCCUCUGCCUUCCAAAAUGGCCACAAGAGUCAGACAUCAAAUGGGAUGAACACACCCAAAGACCUCAACUCUCGUAUCAAGAUCCUCGAGCUUUUCGUCCUACAUGUGCUACCUGCCAAUAACGAAUGGGAUUACGCUCGAUCAUUCAUUAGCAAUUCGGAUAUACUUGACGACGAAAGAAGAGAUGCCUUUAUGCAGACUUUGAACGAGCUGCAGGAAGCCAAAGAACAAGAGGAGGCAGAUAUGGCCGCUGAGCAAGAUCUGGUUGGCUUUGCGGAUGGAGCAGAAGACGAAGACGUUCAGGAUCACAACGGUCGUAUACAUAUGAAUGACGACGAAGGUGAAGUUGUACAAAAAUCCGUCAACGGAGACUCAAAACAACAGCACGAUAUCACCCAGCGCAAAUCCUCACACCAUCGCUCAAGCAGCGAAGUCGACUACGGGAUCGACGACGACCUCGUCAAAGCACGAAGUCCACAGCCCCCAUCUAUAACACAAUCAACAGCAGCCACCACAGCGACCUCGACAGUCACAGCCUCAGAUCGUCCAGCGUCCCCAACACUAUCCGCACCUCCACCCUCAAACGCAUCAGCAACAUCACGACCAAUCACCUCUCCCCAGCGCUCAUCCCAACCAGCACGCAAGCCCUCCUCAGCACCAGUACGCAAGAGCCCCAACACAAACAACAAAGCAAGUAACAGCAGAAGCACAAACACACCAACGAACCAGCUAACGAGAUUCUUCCGUGUGCUCACAAACAUCACGAGCACGAUAGCGACUUCUCUGACCAGGAAUCCGACUCAGGUAUUCAGGACACUGAUGUUCUUAUUUGCUUUUCUGGCGGUGCUGGCGCGGAAGGACGUUAGAGAUCGAUUGAGGAGGAUGAUUGGGACUAGUUGGGUGAAGUUGCGACAAACGGCUGGGAUGGGUGUUAAGGUGAGUUAUGUAUAG
Molecule: messenger RNA, 1530 nt
Organism: Lithohypha guttulata
Lineage: Eukaryota; Fungi; Ascomycota; Eurotiomycetes; Chaetothyriales; Trichomeriaceae
Exons: 2
Coding region: 1-1530 (509 amino acids)
Source: RefSeq, a predicted model, not a curated record